Messenger RNA from Seminavis robusta, 1746 nucleotides. The record is from the annotation of a GenBank genome assembly. NCBI's taxonomy places the organism in Eukaryota, Bacillariophyta, Bacillariophyceae, Naviculales, Naviculaceae.
UACUCCAUCUGUCAAUCGACUGUCACGAACUGCGGGCAUCAACGAGAACAGAACCUCGAUGUUGACAGAACCAAGUCUGCCAAUGUUCGUGAAGCUUGAGAGAGGUCAAGAUAGUUUAUUAGAGGGGGAAAGCAGCAAGGAAGAUGGAUACCAAAGCGGCGAAAGAAACGCCACCUUUUGAACUCCAAUUCAAGGGUGGAAAUCGAAUCGAAGCCAGCCUUCGCAAAUUGAUGGGAGGACUGAAUGUUUGUCAAGGCGGUCGUCGCUGUGCUGCCGAGGGAUUUCACGAUGAUGACGACGAUGACGACAGAAAUGGCUGCUUGGUAGAAACGAUUCCUCCCCAAGCUACCGGUGUUGACGAGUCAAAGCCUGACGAGAAUGGAGAAGAUUGCAAUCAGUCCCAGACAUCCAUUGCCAGUGCCAGCAGUGGUAGCGAAGAAUAUGAGGAGGCGGCUUCUUACCCCGAAACAAUCGACAGAUCUGUCCCUGCGCCUGAUAAUAUUGACGAGCCUAUUGAAAAACAAGAUCGCAGUGUAUCAUUCGAGGAAGACGAAUGCCAACAAUCAUCCGACAAGCAAGCUCCAGAGGAAAUUGGUUCAAGAUGGAUGGGAAUCAGCCUUGUUGCGUUACUUGCAGCAGUCUUUCUUGCCAUUUAUGCAUCGCAACACUUGGCAUUAAGCUCCCCACUGGAUUUUUCUCUGGAUUUAUCUCUGGAUGGAUUGAGCCUUCGAUUCAAGCAGGUUCUAGAAUCACACAUUAUGGAGUCUGCUGUUUCACAUCUAAACCUCAAUAAGAUUGUUCAGGAGAGUUUUGUUUCCUCUUUGGAGCAGGAGGAAGAUGAAGAAGAAGUAGCAGAACUCAAAGAAGACAACAAGCUCAAUGAGAUUGUUCAGGAUAGUGUUGUUUACUCUUUGAAGGAGGAGGAAAAAGAAGAAGACGAAUUGGCAGAACUCAAAGAAAACAACAACCUCAACGAGAUUGUUCAGGAGAGCAAUGAGAUUGUUCAGGAGAGUGUUGUUUCCUCUUUGGAGGAGGAGGAGAAAGAAGUAGCAGAACUCAAAGAAGACAGCAAAGCAGAAACUGAGGCUCAAAAGGAAGAUACAAUGCACGCAGAUCCCAACACAAAAGUACCAGUAGAAGAAAAAGAGGAAGUGUUGGAUUCGAAAACCGCUUUCGUAGCGGAGGAACCACUACAAAAGGAAGCUUCGGAAGGAGGGGACUCUAGUAGUAGUGACACCGAAGAGCAGAGUAUCAGAGAGGAUGACCUUUGCGAGAUCCACAAAGGGUGGGGUCUUGAUUCUGUCAUUCAGUCAGAAGAAAAUGGAGAUCACGAACACAACAACAUUGACGCUGCCAACAACAUUGACACUAGUGCACGAGUCAGUCAUGAGGUUGAGGAAUGAAUGACGGAUGGAUUCUACGGAACAAAACGCUACUAUUUUGAAUUGGAAAGGAUGCUCCCAGACUAGGUUUGAAUUCAGUGGUUCUGAUCAGCCCUGUGGGGCUCCUUUUGCUAGCUACCGUAGCCAGUUGGGGGUUCGAAAUCGCAAGUACCUAUUUGUAUGUUUGGAAACAAUGAAGCAGUGAGGCUUUUGAUGGGCGCCUCGCCUUGUUGUGCUGUGUGGGUAAAAGCUACUGUGCGUGCCAUGUAUGAAUGCAUAUUGUAUCAAAAGAGAGCAACGAAGCGAUCCCAAUAGGAAUUUAAUAAAGGAAAAUAAUCUAUGAUGCUUCAGCAUUUCAGAACAA